Papaver somniferum (opium poppy) is the source of this 1379-nucleotide messenger RNA. RefSeq names its product GDSL esterase/lipase At4g01130-like. NCBI's taxonomy places the organism in Eukaryota, Viridiplantae, Streptophyta, Magnoliopsida, Ranunculales, Papaveraceae. The transcript has 5 exons. Gene Ontology annotation, molecular function: hydrolase activity, acting on ester bonds. Bases 69 to 1262 code for a protein of 397 amino acids. The record is from RefSeq and is a predicted model, not a curated record.
UUUGGUAUGCUUUUCAAAUCUGGCCUAAAGCCACUCUACUCACUCGCAUGUACUAACAACACCAAGAAAUGGAUCAUCAAAUCCCACGGCGGAAUUUGGGAGGUUUCCGGCUUUCUAUAAUCAUAUGGGUCUUUUCUAUUGUGGGUGUUACAAUGAUAAUGAAUUUUACCGUCGAAGCGAAAUGUGACUUCAAAGCGAUAUUCAAUUUUGGUGACUCGAAUUCGGAUACAGGUGGGUUUUGGGCUGCAUUCCCCGCUCAGUCCGGUCCUUUUGGAAUGACUUACUUCAAGAAACCGUCCGGCCGUGCUUCUGAUGGAAGACUAAUUAUCGACUUCUUAGCUCAAGCUUUAGGCUUACCAUUUCUAAGUCCAUAUCUACAAUCAAUCGGAUCAAACUUUACCCAUGGGGCAAACUAUGCAACAUUGGCAUCAACAGUUUUGCUUCCUAAGACUUCUCUUUUUGUAACAGGGAUCAGCCCAUUUGCUUUAUCUAUUCAACUCAACCAAAUGAAGGAAUUUAAAAUUAGAGUUUCUCAACAAAACCCAUCAGAUACACUCUAUAUUGGCCAAUCACUAUUUCCAACUUACGACAUUUUCGGCCAAUCACUUUACACACUCUAUAUUGGUCAAAAUGACUUCACGUCAAACUUAGCGGCUAUUGGAAUUCACGGGAUGAAACAAUAUCUUCCUCAAGUUGUUGCCCAAAUUGCUGAUACUGUCAAAGAGCUGUAUGAUUUAGGAGGAAGUUCAUUCCUAGUACUUAAUCUUGCACCAAUUGGAUGUUACCCAGCAUUUCUUGUUCAACUACCUCACAAUAAUUCUGAUCUAGAUAUGUAUGGAUGCAUGAUUUCGUAUAACAAUGCAGUCAUCGAAUAUAAUGACAUGCUAAAGAAUGCUCUUGAUCGCACACGAAAAACACUAAUCGAUGCACAUGUAAUAUAUGUGGAUACUCACUCUGUUUAUCUCGAGAUUUUUAGGCACCCAAUGUAUCACGGGCUACAAUAUGGAACAAAAGCAUGUUGUGGAUUCGGUGGUGGAGAUUACAAUUUUGACCCCGAAGUGUAUUGUGGCAAUAGAAAAGUCGUUAAUGGAAGUACUAUAACAACAACAACGUGCUCAGAUCCAGAAAACUAUGCAAGUUGGGAUGGUAUUCAUGCAACUGAAGCUGCAAAUAAACUCAUAACAUGGGCCAUUCUUAAUGGAACUUAUUUUGAUCCUCCAUUUCCCCUUGGUGAAUAUUGUGAGCUUCAUCCGAUAGGGUAACUUAUAUGGUUUAAUUUGAUGCACGCAGUGAAAUAAAAGAAACAUAUAUAAUCAUAUGUAUGAGUUUUCUAUUGGAAACUAUUUGUUUUAAAUAAUCAUAAAUAUACAUUUGUUGGA